UAUUUAUCAAAAAAUCGUUUACAAUCGUUCAUACUAGCAAAUUCGUUAUACAAUUUAAUAAACUUGAGCCGGAUCAUCAUUAUUGAGCAUAUUUAUCCAUUUUUUGGUUAUUAACAAAAUAACAACAUGUCAUAUAAAGUACCACAAAAAGUCCAAAAGGUUAUGGUUCAGCCUAUAAACCUUAUUUUUAGGCAUUUACAAAAUCGUGCAAAAGUACAAGUUUGGUUACAAGAAAAGAUUCACUUAAGAAUUGAAGGUCAUAUUGUAGGAUUCGAUGAGUACAUGAAUCUAGUUUUGGAUGAUGCUUGUGAAGUUAAUACUAAAGUUGACUCCCGUAAGCCGGUUGGACGUAUUUUAUUGAAAGGCGAAAAUAUUACACUAAUACAAAAUAUGACUCCUUCUAUUGGUUAAUUUUUGUAUUAUUUUAAAUACUCUAAUUUUAAUUAAUUUACUAUGAUUAAUAUAAGAAACUUAAAAUAAUAAAUUGUAUAUAGCUAUCAAA
Molecule: messenger RNA, 502 nt
Organism: Daktulosphaira vitifoliae (grape phylloxera)
Lineage: Eukaryota; Metazoa; Arthropoda; Insecta; Hemiptera; Phylloxeridae
Gene: SmE
Product: probable small nuclear ribonucleoprotein E
Exons: 2
Coding region: 127-411 (94 amino acids)
Biological process (GO): mRNA splicing, via spliceosome; spliceosomal snRNP assembly
Cellular component (GO): precatalytic spliceosome; U1 snRNP; U4 snRNP
Molecular function (GO): RNA binding
Source: RefSeq, a predicted model, not a curated record